Messenger RNA from Diabrotica balteata, 255 nucleotides. NCBI's taxonomy places the organism in Eukaryota, Metazoa, Arthropoda, Insecta, Coleoptera, Chrysomelidae. The record is from the annotation of a GenBank genome assembly.
AUGGAUGAUGAGUUAUCAGAUAAUGAUGAAACAUUUGUAGCUUUGAACGAAAAACUUGAUAAAAUAUUAAGUAAGCCAAAAACAAAAGUUAGUAAUCCUCGAGAGAAUGACGAUAGUGAUGCUUCUCCAGAUGAACAAAGUUACAAAGUGGAAGUUUUAACUCCUUCAGUUAAAAUAAAGAAAGGAAUAAAGAAAAAGGUAUCAAUAAAAAUAGAAAGUAUUAAUCCUAUAGGUGAGAAUAUUGAGAAAGCUUAA